This is a messenger RNA of Astyanax mexicanus (Mexican tetra), 2807 nucleotides long. RefSeq names its product ras and EF-hand domain-containing protein (gene rasef2). The transcript has 17 exons. The coding region runs from base 379 to 2397 and encodes 672 amino acids. NCBI's taxonomy places the organism in Eukaryota, Metazoa, Chordata, Actinopteri, Characiformes, Acestrorhamphidae. Gene Ontology annotation, molecular function: GTP binding; GTPase activity; calcium ion binding. The record is from RefSeq and is a predicted model, not a curated record.
CGGGUCGCUCUUUCACAUCAUUUAAUCUCACGGUUUAUUUUUCUCAUUCUCUCUCUCAGAUUCACAGAAGAGUGGAGGUAUGUGGUGUUAAUGAGAAUUAGAUCAAAUAAUAAUUUUUAUAAUAUGUAUUAGUUAGUGUUUUAUUGUUUUUUUUCGGUGUUUAAAGCCGCUCUGUUGGGGGUUGAGGGGUGGAGGAGAGGAGAAAAAGCAGAAGUAACGUUAGCAGAAGUUAGCGCGCGCUCUCACACACACUGCAGGUUAUAUUACUCACCUGACUGAGGAGCCCAGAGCUCACCUGUGUGUGUUUGUGUGUGAGAGGUGUGUGUGGGGUGUUAACCGGCUGGCCGGCUGGUUAGCUGUUUGUGGAGCUGAACGGAGAUGGAUACGGCGGAUUUGCGGAGGCUGUUCUCGGCCUGUGACGGGAAUAAGUCCGGGAGGAUCGAGUAUGAGGAUUUUAUCAGGGUCUGCCGGGAGCUGAGCGUUCCAGCCGGAGACGUGCGGACUUUAUUCAGUAAGUUCGACCUGGACGGAGACGGCUGUAUCAACUACAGCGAUUUCUGCUCGAGUUUCAACGAAGUGUCUGAAACCCUCAACCUGGCUUCCCUGGGCAGCAGCGGGCAGUGCCAGGCCAGCGCCUGGGCUGAGUUUGAGAACACCCUGGACGGAGAUGUGGCCUACUAUCUGGGGAGAUUGGGGGAUCCUCUCGGUGAGCUGUAUCAGGAGAUCCAUGCCACAUCAGACAUGCUCUUACUACAACAGUAUGAAGAUCUGAUCAAAGCUCUUGUGCUGGAGAGCAGAGAGCAUCGAAUGGAGAGUGAACAACUGGAAACUAGUCUCAGAAGGAGUGAGGAGACUGCGAGCUCUCAGAUAGUUGAGCUGGAGGAGGAUUUACAGCGGCAGCUGACCCGCACAGAGCAGAGGGUUCGAGAGGAGGAGCAGAAGAAAAUGGAGGGGACCCUUGCCAUGCUCCAGAUCAAACAUGAGAAUGAACUGGCAGACCUCCAGGCAGCAGUGGAGAGGCUAACAGAGUAUCAAGAGGAGACAGAGUUAAACAGCCCCAGAGAAGACCUCAUCAAAUUAAGAAAGAAAAUCCGAGAGGUGACGCAGGAAAAUGAUGAGCUUAGAAGUUCCCUCCUGAAGGCCCAAAUGAACAUCUCAGUUCUGCAGGUAGAAUUGGACAAACUAAAGAAUGCAUAUACUGAUGAGAAACUUCAGCACGAGAGAGAAAGUAAUGAGCUUAAGAAGAUGGUUGUGGAGUACCAGUCCUAUGCUGGUCAUAUUGAAUUUCUCCAAGAAAUGAAUAAAAAGUUGUAUGACAGUAAUGAUGGGUUACGGUCUGCUCUGACCAAGGAUAGUUCAUCCAAGAGGCGGCUUUCCCCCAAAAAUGAAAAACCUCCUAGGAAACUGAAACCACUUCGGCAGAGUACUAUAAAUCAGAGCAGCUUUGCUAAUGAAGAAGAUGAAAUGUCUGUAGACGGCUCCAAAGACAAGUUCUCUCUGGUGGCCCGCUGGGCGGAUAAGUAUCUGGACAGUGGUGUUUCUUUACAGACGGACACGGACCGAAUGUCUGCCAGCAAUUACGACAGUGACGAGAGCCACAACUCUGUGGAGACUGUGCAUCACAGUGAUUCCUACGUUCAUUCUGAAAUGGAGUUACAGAUGUCAGAUUUUAAAUCCGAGAUGAACGUCUCUGUAUCCCCCAGCAGAGUAAGCUCGCUUGCGUCUUCUCUGCGACGUCGUCUCUCUGCGUUUCCUGUAAAGCAAACUGAAGCAGACUUGUUUGAUUCUGACGGGUCACUUCCAAUGUACCGCCUGGUGCUGGCCGGAGAUGCGGGGUCCGGCAAAUCCAGCUUUUUAUUGCGUCUGAGUCUGAAUGAGUUCAGAGGAGACAUGCAGACCACACUUGGUGUUGAUUUUCAAAUGAAGAAGAUGCUUGUGGAUGGUGAGAAGACAAAUCUUCAGAUAUGGGACACUGCAGGACAGGAGAGGUUUCGCAGUAUUGCCAGAUCUUACUUCCGUAAAGCCCACGGUGUUCUUCUUCUGUAUGACGUCACUUCAGAGAGCAGCUUUUUAAACGUUCGGGAGUGGAUGGAGCAGAUUCAGGAGUCGACAGACGGGAACGUCCCCAUGUGUGUGAUUGGGAAUAAAGUGGAUAUGAGAGCGGAGAGGCCAGAGGGAAGCUGUGUGAGUCCUGCGCAGGGAGAGAAACUCGCAAUGACUUACAACGCUUUGUUCUGUGAGACAAGUGCCAAAGAAGGUACCAACAUAGUGGAGGCGGUUCUGCAUUUAGCGAGGGAGGUGAAGAAAAACUCCAAGCAAAGACGGCAUUCAGAGUCUCAGGUGAAGCUGAGUCUAAACAGUGGGAAGAAGGCACUGAGUAACUGCUGUGGAGUCUAACCAGCUCAUCACUCCACAGCCACGCAUGAAGGAAUGUUUACUGAAAUGAUCUGUUCAUGAACAUGUUAAUAUGCUAUAUUAAUAUAGACAUAUUAUGUAUAUUAGCUGUUAUUGUCCUAGCCACAGAUGGGCAGAGUUUAAUAUUUUUAAUGCUAUUUAAUGAUCAGUGCUUUGUGAUUUUAUAUUUUUAAAGAAAAUGUUUUAAAAAUAUUAAGCACUAUGGUUUAUUUCACAGGGUCUUUGUCACUGAUCAUGUGUGUAUAUAUGUAUAAGAAAAGAUCAAAUUCCACCUUCACUUGGAUGGGGUCAGUAUUUAUUGGAGUGUUCUGUUUUUAUAUUUUAAAUGUACCAAACGACUUUUUGUAUAAAGAAUUUGGUUUUGGAUAUUAAAUAAAAUCUAUUUUGCUCAA